AUGGGAGGGAACGACGGGAGUGACAACAGAGAGCCUCACUUCACGCCGGAGAAAGAUGGCGUGAGUAGCGUGGAUAAAACAGCAUUAGAAGAGACAGCAACAGCGACAAGUACGCCAAGUGACAAGUCAACAGUGGGAGCAGAUAGCAACAAAAAAAAGGAAGGGGUAGACCACCAAAAGGAAAGUAAGCAAGAAGAAGAUCCACAGCAAGCAGCCGACCAAGACCAGGAAUCUGAUGAGGAUUGGGAUGAGAUGUCACUCUCAAGCAGCCUGAAUGAUACAAUCGUGAAAAAAACACCGCCAAAAAACAAAGCAAGCAAUAAAACGACAAAGAACGAGAAAAAACUAGAAGAUUUACUAGAGGAAGUGAAAAACGAAUUCUACAACGUGAUCUGCAACUGUCAAAAGGCAACAACAUAUGAGGUAAGAGAGAUGAUCGAGGAACUAAACAGAGACAUGAAGAGAGUGGUCAGAGAAAAAGAAAAAAUGAAGGAGACCACAAGAUGCAGAUGUAUUUAUGAGAGGGAAAAAGAAAGAGAAAAACAAGAACAAGCAAUAAAUAAAAUACAAGAAGAACUAAGGGAAUAA
Microplitis mediator is the source of this 588-nucleotide messenger RNA. RefSeq lists its product as uncharacterized. The transcript is spliced from 2 exons. Bases 1 to 588 code for a protein of 195 amino acids. NCBI's taxonomy places the organism in Eukaryota, Metazoa, Arthropoda, Insecta, Hymenoptera, Braconidae. The record is from RefSeq and is a predicted model, not a curated record.